Arabis nemorensis is the source of this 201-nucleotide messenger RNA. NCBI's taxonomy places the organism in Eukaryota, Viridiplantae, Streptophyta, Magnoliopsida, Brassicales, Brassicaceae. The record is from the annotation of a GenBank genome assembly.
AUGAAGAUCGAAUACAGCCCUUUCAAAGGGUGUUGUAUCCACAAGCACGCGUCCUUAGCUCGCGAGGAUCCAGAUAUGGGGAACCCAGCUUUGAACGGGGUGCAUAGGCUGUCGCCCUCGGAGACGGGCUCUGAGGAAGGGCAAAAUUCGAAGGACUUGACAUGCCCGGUGGUUAAAGAGAAACCACCGGCAGACGCCUGA